AAUGAAAUAAAGACCAAGACAGAUCGAUGCAUCAAAACCAGUACUCACCAUAAGUACUUUAGAAGCAUUCAACAAUGCUGAAGGACAAGAGGCAGAAAUAAAAAAUACAGAAUAAAUCAUUACUCCAGAUUAACUAAUAAAAGAAAAGUAUAUUGCUCAUAUCUAUUUAAUUACAAAAAGAGGAGUCUAAGAGAGAUGAAUUCACUUUUCUCAAAUGUGAAAUCUCUUUCUUAUACCUUCAUACAUGCCUUAUUUAUUUUUAUAUUAUACUCAUUAUUAUUUAGACCUAAAUAAUUUGAAGAGCCCACACUCAAAUCAUAAUUACCUACAAGAUGUCGUGAGGAUUACAUUUUAUAUAAGGCACCUGUUUAUCCAGAUGCCACUACUUAUGAAUUAACUGAAGAGGAUGUACAUUUCCUUUAAACAAUCAAUGAAAAGCUACAAAUUCCUAUUACCAUUGAAGAUUUUGAAUUGUAUCUAGCAUUACUUGAUGCUAAAAGUGGGAAAGAUGUAGAAAUAGAUUUUAGUGAAUUUCUUAAAUUGAAACCUACUUUGCCAAGAACAAUAAAUCAACAAACAAUUAACCUUUAAGAAUUAUUAUAUAACUAUUUUAAGAAGCAAAGAUAGCACUUUUCACGUUCACUUACAAGAUUCUUAAUGCAUCCAUAUUAUGAGGAUAGUAAUCCUCAUUUAGCAUUUCGUCCUAGGACAUAACCUAUGGAUAGAACAAUGAAAUUAAGAAGAGGCAAUCCUUAAAAUACUAGAGGAGUUAAUGAAAUGGAAAAUUUAGGUUAGAAAAUAGUAUUGUUGAAAAAAGAUCUUUUGGUGGUUUCAAAUAUUAUAGAUUAAAGUAUAUAGAGAGAAAAAGCUAUGGAAAUAGAAAGGAGAUUUAAUUUUUGUAAAUUUAUUAAAGAAUUCUUGGAUUAAUCUAAAAAAGAAAAAGAUAAUAAUUCAGAAAUUAGAGUAUGGCCUAAAGAUUGUUUUGUUAGGGAUUCUUAAGAUAGAUGUUCAAUUAAUAUUGUAGAUAGGGCUGAUGAAAUGUUUGACAAUAUUUCAAAAGAAAUUCUUUAAUGGAGAGAAUUGAAUGAAUAAUAAAGAAAAGAAAAAUUAAGAAAAGAGGAUUAGAUUCUCAAAUUUGAAAAAUAAAUUGAAGAUCUCAUUUUAGAAAAACUCAAAUUUGAAGAAAAACCACCUGUAAUUAUACCCCCUGUAAUACCGUAACCUAUUUAACCUUAAUAACCCUAAAUACCUGUAAUUCCUUAAGAACCACCAGAUGAAAAAAUGGAAAGUGUAGCCAGAUUUUUAGCAACUUUGUAUUUAGAAGCUAGAAAAUAUCAAUUAACUUUUGAUUAAGUGUUAUCAGAUUCUUUUCCCAUCUAUAAGAUUUAGAAUCCUUAACAAUAAGUUAAUUCUAAAAGCAUAUUCCCUUUUUCUUUAAUGUAAAUUGAGGGAAACGACAUUGUUUAUAAAGUAAGAAAGGAUAGUAGUUUAGAAAGAAAGACUAAUGCUUAUUGGGAGAGCUAUUAAGAUUAACAAAUUACAAAUACAUUAUAUUAUUAACAUGAAUAUUUUAAAGAGAAAAUAAAUGAUAUUAUGGAGAUGGCAGAUAUGGAUUAAAUGGUUUAUGUUCAAGGAGGGGAUGAUGAUAAAUUAGAUGAAGAAGAAAAAUUGUUUAAAAAAAAAGUAAAGAGCAGUUCAUCUAGAUUGACAGGUAUAAAUGGUGGUCAAUUAAAAUGA
This is a messenger RNA of Paramecium pentaurelia, 1737 nucleotides long. The record is from the annotation of a GenBank genome assembly. NCBI's taxonomy places the organism in Eukaryota, Ciliophora, Oligohymenophorea, Peniculida, Parameciidae.